This is a messenger RNA of Vespa crabro (European hornet), 517 nucleotides long. RefSeq lists its product as uncharacterized. The coding region runs from base 106 to 387 and encodes 93 amino acids. The transcript has 3 exons. NCBI's taxonomy places the organism in Eukaryota, Metazoa, Arthropoda, Insecta, Hymenoptera, Vespidae. The record is from RefSeq and is a predicted model, not a curated record.
CAAUAGUUUCUUGUCUAAAGUUUAGUGUUCUCUUCCUCUUGAGACAUUCGAGUAGAUACGAAAGCUUUCUCCUUAAAAAAAUUAUAAAAAAUUUAAUUAUAAAAGAUGUUUAAACACAUAGUGCGAUCUGUUAUACAAAAUGUUCCUCGAAUGAGUAAUCGUUCCUAUUCAAUUUAUGGACCUACAAAUUAUAAACCACCAUCAAUGGAUGACCUACCAGUUCCACAAGGAUCAUGGCAAAAAGCUAAUGAUAAAAAGCAGGCAUCUUAUAAUAUACAGUUAGCUGCUUGUCUUGCCAUGACUGUAGUUACUUUCAUUGUGGCUAAAACAUCAGGAUUAAUUUACCUUAAUUGGUAUCCUCCUACUCCUAAGGAUAAAAAAGAAUAAUGUAAACAAAUAUUAUCAAUAGUUAAUUGUAGAAAAAUGAACAUUCUAUGAACAUCAAGUAUUGUUGUUCCUUUCUAUAUAUAAUAUUUAAUUUGUAAUAGAACUAUUAUAAUAUACAAGUUCAAAAAUG